UUGUAAGUAACUUAUCUCUCUAGCUGGAGUACUCUGAUUUGCUUAGCGGAACAGUUAUAAAAUGCAGGUUGUAGAUACAAGGGAAUACUACAUGUAUGUACGGUAAAUAGAAGUCAUCGCUUAUAAAAGAUUGAUUUGCGAUUUCAAGAAACAUUAGAAAGUAUAUAAGUGAAAAGGCCAUCAAACUGAAGCCAUACUUCACUUUUAAAUCAAUUUUUAACACCGAAGAUGAGGUACUAAAGGAAUAUUUAGUGAUAUAUCUGCAAAAUUCAACCCGUAUACUUUAUCCAAAGAAAGGCUAUAGAGGGGUAGGGAACCGUAUGACAAAAGAUGACGGAAGCCGUUUCAGAGUUGUUGUCUUCCCAGAAUUCCCUGACGGAUACUGAGAGGAUCUUAGUUAUCGCCCUUCUUUCUGCGCUCAGUAUCAUCAUUAUAUGUCUGAUCACGUUGAUUGUACUAACCUGCAGAAACAACAUGAAAGCAGAUAGUGGAGCACACAACAAAUCUGUUUCAAGGAGAAGUAUUGGAAAGCCCGUGCUAACUGGACGAAACGUCAGACUAUCUGUUUCCAGACUUAACUCUCGAUAUAGUGAUGGCAACUUUGCAGCAAAGCGAGAUUCCUUUAUCAACAGAAGCGUAAGAACUAACCCAGUUUAUUUCGAAAACCAAACUUUUCAGUCAAACUCUCCAAGAGAAAGUGAAUUGUAUUCACUACCAAGCGGAAGUGGAAGUGAUGCUGUAUUCACUUUGCAUAACGAGACCCCACCUGAUUCAGAACACAACUUUCAACAAAAUUCUAAUUUCUUUUAUUAGCGGAAACAAGCGUAAAUCAAAGACAAUGAUUUGGAAGUUAUCAAAUUCAUGACAUGGAUUUUGGAAUUGCGGUUUCGCUUAAUUUCAACAUUAAUAACUUAGUUCUGUUAAAAUCGGACAACAAUAGAAACUCGAUCAUGAAGCCACUGAGGACGCCCUGUUUGAUAAUAGAAAUAUCACCUUGUCGAUACACUGCUGUUACAUGCAUGUUCAUGAAAUAAAUACAGUGAAACAUGUCUCAUCUGAUAUGCACUUGGAUACGAAAUUUGUGUCAGAAUAGACAAGAUGACGGACUGCACAAUGUAGAAUGACAUGAAAUUAAGUAAAAUAGCAAAGAAUUUGUACGUCGGUGUUUACAGUGUGAUGGAUUGCACAGUUGUCAGAUUAUACAGUUUUCACUGUAAUUCCAAAGAAAAGAACAAAAUUAAAAUGGUGAUUAGUUUGUGCUUUUCUUAAAACCCUUCAAUAUAAACCUGUUUCCCUUUUGUCAGUUCUUAACUCUUGAGGUUUAUUCACAUGAUUUAUAAAUAUUUAGGUACUGCAUGUAACAUAAAUAUAUCAUUGUACAUAUAAAACUCUUGAUUUAGGUAUUCAUUCCAGCAGAGCAGAUUAUUUUUGCAUUACUAUAUGAGAUCACAUUUACAAAAAUGUCUGUUUACCGAUUAAAAGAGAGUACUCAAAGGAAAUGGACCUAUGUGCC
Messenger RNA from Saccostrea cuccullata (small rock oyster), 1513 nucleotides. RefSeq lists its product as uncharacterized. The coding region runs from base 331 to 813 and encodes 160 amino acids. The record is from RefSeq and is a predicted model, not a curated record. The transcript is spliced from 4 exons. NCBI's taxonomy places the organism in Eukaryota, Metazoa, Mollusca, Bivalvia, Ostreida, Ostreidae.